AUGACUAAGAUUCGAAGUGUGUUGGAGAGCCCGCUGCCUGCGAACGGGGUCAGGUUUUUUGGGCUCGGGGGUCGCUCGGACCUGCUGGACCUGGGUCCGGGAAGGCCCGGAGAUGAGCUGUGCCUGGUGGCUCCCGGCUGGGGUGCCCCAGACGAGCCGGGGAUCGAGCUUCUUCAUGGAACCACCACUCCGGCCUUCGAGUUUUGGCAUGACAGUGAAGAAGGCCUGUACUACGUGGACAGUGAGGGAAGCCGUGUCUCUGGAGUCACCUUUUCUGUGGGUUCCGGUUCAGUCUAUGCUUAUAGCAUUAUGGACCAGGGCUACCCAUUUGAUCUUUCUGUGGAAGAGGCCUAUGCCCUGGCCUGGAGAGCCACAUAUCGGGAUGCCAACUCCGGAGGUGUGGUCAACCUCUACCACGUCCGAGAAGAUGGCUGGAUCUGUGUCUCCAGUGACAACGUAGCUGAGCUGAAUGACCAGUAUCAGGGAGCCGCCCUCUGA
Messenger RNA from Trichosurus vulpecula (common brushtail), 498 nucleotides. Its product is annotated as proteasome subunit beta type-5-like. The transcript has 3 exons. Gene Ontology annotation, cellular component: proteasome core complex. Bases 1 to 498 code for a protein of 165 amino acids. NCBI's taxonomy places the organism in Eukaryota, Metazoa, Chordata, Mammalia, Diprotodontia, Phalangeridae. The record is from RefSeq and is a predicted model, not a curated record.